Dimorphilus gyrociliatus is the source of this 998-nucleotide messenger RNA. The record is from the annotation of a GenBank genome assembly. Lineage: Eukaryota; Metazoa; Annelida; Polychaeta; Dinophilidae.
CAGUUCUUCGUAGGAAGCCGGACGAUAAGUUAUCGUCGUAAAACUUUACUUGUUCUAUUUAUAAAUUUUUAGAAGAAAACAUAUAUCAAGAUAACAAUACGAUAUAACUGUAUUACAAGAAUAUCGAAGAGGAAUUAGUACUUGACGAUAAGGAAUUUAUGCUAUGAUGGACGUUGUAAGCGUAGAAUCGUUCGUAAAGAAGUCGAACGAGAAGAGACGAGCCAAGCGUCGCCUCUUCGACGAUGGAGAAGAAUCGGAUAAUCAAGGAGGGCAAGAAACAACAAGACUCUUCCUCGAUCAACAAUGGAAGGUUAUAUUAUCCAACGCCUGUGACAAAUGGUCCUUCGAUUUUAUCCACGAUCGGCCUUUAGCGGGCGGUAACUUCGUCUGGACAAAGUUGUACGACAGAUCGUCAGCAGAUACAUCUUCAAUAAAUUCCGAAGAUGAAUACCUUAUAGAUGGGAAGAGGAAAAGGCAAACAGAAAUAACCGAUUACUUCGUCACCAAAAAGCGUAUAAAAGUGAGCAGGAGUAAUAAAAAAUUGUAAAUAAAUCACGUCCAAGCUUCGGGUCUGGUGCAAUCCGCGCAGAACUAUCGAAAAAAUAUUAAUAUUUUUGCUAUUUAGAAGUAAAAGACUUAAAAAAUGAUUAUAUAAAAAACAAAAUGCUGCCACACCUUUUCUCUCUUCCUCCUGAUCUCGUGUUUCAUUUUGUUUGUCAUGUCUUAAACUGGCCGAUCCGGCGCCAGUCUAAUAGAAUGCCGGUGCUGAAUUGUUAUGCUUAUUAUUGUUCUACAAAUAAAUAACUUUAAAAAAUGAAAUAAGACAUUCUAGUUAAAUUGGUAAUUUGUAAGAGGAGACAAUGGUUGUAACGGAAAGAAUCCGGAAAGAACGAAAUCUGAAUAGGGAGUACAAGGGGUAUCGCGUCCGAAAGCAGAGAUGACAUUGUUCUAUUGUUUUACGGGCCCGCUUUACUAGGUCAUUCAUUUUCUAUUUAAAC